Molecule: messenger RNA, 3223 nt
Organism: Cheilinus undulatus (humphead wrasse)
Lineage: Eukaryota; Metazoa; Chordata; Actinopteri; Labriformes; Labridae
Gene: ppp1r2
Product: protein phosphatase 1, regulatory (inhibitor) subunit 2
Exons: 6
Coding region: 238-864 (208 amino acids)
Biological process (GO): regulation of signal transduction
Molecular function (GO): protein phosphatase inhibitor activity
Source: RefSeq, a predicted model, not a curated record
GGUGCUGUUGCCCCGCCAGUCAGUGAAUAACCGGGUGGUAGGCAUGCAGAACCGUCAAAUCGCACUGGAUCCAACCAAGGUUUCUCAUGUCAUUAUGGACAAGCGCUGAGCUAUGACGGGGAGUAUGACAAAAACGGAACCUGUGUCUGCCUACUAACUGCACAAAUCAGUGGAAUAAAAAAAAAUCUGUUGAAGAGAAAGAGUUGAGCCAACCGGUCUGACAAUCAGCGUGUGGGAAUGGCAGCUCCCCGGCCGAUUAAAGGCAUCCUGAAAAACAAGAGCAGCGGGGCAAACGUCAAAACGUUGCCCGAAGACGUUCAGGGAGAGGUUCCUGAACAAGUCCCGGGGCUCUCCGAAGAUGACCAACAGAAGAAAUCCCAGAAAUGGGAUGAGAUGAACAUCCUGGCCACGUACCAUCCUGCUGACAAAGACUAUGGACUGAUGAAGAUAGAUGAACCCAGCACACCUUACAAUAGGAUGUUGGGUGAUGAUGAAGAUGAGGGGGCACUGAGUGACUCAGAUGGCCAUGGUGGACUUGCAGCUGAUGACUUGGCAUCCAAGCUGGUGGCAGCUGAGGGUGCAGAGCCUCGCUUCCUCAUGAAAGAAGAAGAAGAAGAAGAGGAGGAAGAAGAGAGCAGCGAGGAAGAGGAGCUAACUCCUGAAGAACAAGCCAAGAAGAACCAUUUCAAAAUGAUGAGGAAGAUGCACUACAACGAGGGUCUGAACAUCAAACUGGCCCGUCAGCUCAUUGCCAGCGAGCUGGAGGAAGACGAAGAUGCAGACGAGGAGAUGAGAGAUGACACAGAGGAGACGGAAGAGAUCAGUGUUGACCCGCCACAGGAAGCGGACUCUCUCGACUCGUAGAUUGCGUCCCUCUCCAAACCUUUGUUGCUGCGUGUUGGCUCAACAUCCAGACUGACAUUGCCACUGCCCUCUGUGUUGUUAACGCUGGGCCACACAGCAGAGACCGCUUCAGUACCCACAUAACAACCCUCAACAGCCAGUAACCUCCCAGUCACCUAUUUGUCUGUCUCUAUAUUUCCUUAGAACUGUGCAAUAUAACCUCAGACACACUGGUUUAAAUUCUAAGAGUCAGUGCAACACACAGUGAAGACUGUUCCUCCCUCCUUUCUCUCCUGUUGCCAAGAAUCUUCCCUCCCGCCUCCUCUGGACCAGAGGAUCUGUGAUUCCGACCCUGAAAGGAGGAUCAAGGCCUUUUAUAAAAAAAAAAAAAAAAGAAAAAAAUAAAUAAAAACGUCUGGAUAGCAAGGACUCACAGCUGUUUGCUUUUGAGUAUCCACAGGCCACAGAGUCAUUGCGUCAGCCCUUGAGGAAGCUAGGGGAAACCCCGCAGCCUCACUAAAGGCAUAUCUUAGACAUGACGACUGCAUUUAAACUGGGUGCACUGCAGAAGGCUUUUAUUUUCUGUUUUUGCUUUGUGAGCUAUCACUCUGCUGCAUUGUCCUCCCUCUUUCAGUACUUGUUGUGACAAAAGAUGGACACCAUGAUGACCAUUGAAGCUCUUAUUUUAGGUUGUUAGAUAUUAUGGUGUAUUAAAUAAGGAGCUAUUUAUUAGUACAGUAGCAUAAGACAACAUCAGCUUCUUAACUAAAUGUAAUGGUUUAAAGCAGAUUAAAUUGGACCUCAUUCAACUAACAAUACAAACAAUUGACAAAGGUAGGCUGUGGACUGUCUUUGAUGUUUGCAGUAAUAAAAUGGGCUAUAAUAAUAACACGAAUUGUAAUUAUAAAACUACACUCGACUGAUUUACCCAAGGGGCAUCUGAUUUAGAUUCUCCCUUAACAAGCAAGAGCUCCACACAAAAUCUUGUUGAAUAUUCUGGCAAUUGAGAAGAAAAGCUGAGAGCCUUUUUACAUGUUUUAUGCUCUAAAAUGCAGCUUCAAGGUACAUAUUAUUUUAUUUUGUUUGUCUUUGCAGAAAAACAUGGUAUUCAUUGGCUUUGAAGAUAUUUUUUAUAUUUCUAAGAUAGCAGGAGGGGAAGUUUAGCAGGUAUGACACGUGCUACUGAUCAAUUGGACAGAAAGGCUGCAGCUGUCAGCACCAGGCUCUGAUGUAAAUCUUACAAAGACUAGACCAACAUGCUCUGUGCUCUUACUAAAACGAUUUCUGACUGAAUAUAUGGGUGCUUCACCAAUAGAAAUUGUGUGAUUAUCUAUUAUUUAAGGAAGGUACAACCAUGUAGUUAUUCAUUUCUCAUCUGGCUUCAUCACACUGUACUCAGCACUGUCUGAUCUACCUUAAUGUUAUCUCCAAAGCAGCUUGGGAAUGUGAAACAAGAAGUUGAUGCUACUGAUAUUAGUUGAAACACCAAAUUUACAUAUUAUAGGUGUUUUAUAGGUGGAUUUUAUUUUCUAUGUCUGGGGUUCCUAAAAGUGUAAAGAAAGUACUCUCAAGUCUUAAAGCAUGUGGAAUUUGACAUAAAAGGACAAUGAGUUGAACAUAGAAGGUUGAAUGCCCUGAGGAGCCCUGAGUUUGUCUUGGGUUUUUGAUUUUUUUUUUUUUUUUUUUUGUCCCUUUAAUUCCCCUCUGUGAUUUAAAGUGUUGUGCCCUGUGUUGUGGAAACACAAAAGAUCAUAGACCAACAAAUGGUAUAAUUCCUACAAAUAUCCCUUUGCAUUUUCUUUGUUUUUUGUAGGUCUGUAUUUGGUGGCGUUUACUCUUCAUGACAGAGGUUAAAACAACUUUGUGAUCCUUGUGACCACCUCCUGCAGCUUAUUAUGCUUAUUAUCACUUGAUUAUAAACAGGAAUAUAUCUCUGAAAUAGGCCAUACUGUUGUAUUUUGAAUUUGUAAACAGAAAGGAGAUAACAGCAGAGAAGCUGAUGUUAUUGGUUUAUCUUCUCUCUUUGGACAAAGGGACAAAAAUUGUCCCAAACAUGGCUGACGUGAUCACCUUGUAGGUGGUUAUUACCUGUUGAAUGUGCCUCUUCUGUAUUUAUGUACAUGUGUGUAAAAUUAACAGUUUAUGCUCCAUUUCUUUCUGCUUCAUCAUUUCAGCUGUCUCGCUUGUUGUUUUGACCCACCUCUGCCCUGUUUGUAUUUUGAGGAUGACAGACUGUUGUGCAGUCCCAUGACUCUGCACUGUCUCAAAAUGACGUGGAUGCCAAAUCCACGUUUUUGUAUGCUCCCAGUUUGCAUGUUCUUAAUCAUCAGAUUGUGUGUUUUCUGUUUUGAUUAUGGGUCCCAUCAUUAAAAAAACAUUG